CUAUUCCUCCCACUGACACCAAUGAUGGGGCACUAUUCCUCCCACUGACACCAAUGAUGGGGCACUAUUCCUCCCACUGACACCAAUGAUGGGGCACUAUUCCUCCCACUGACACCAAUGAUGGGGCACUAUUCCUCCCACUGACACCAAUGAUGGGGCGCUAUUCCUCCCACUGACACCAAUGAUGGGGCACUAUUCCUCCCACUGACACCAAUGAUGGGGCACUAUUCCUCCCACUGACACCAAUGAUGGGGCGCUAUAUUCCUCCCACUGACACCAAUGAUGGGGCGCUAUUCCUCCCACUGACACCAAUGAUGGGGCUCUAUUCCUCCCACUCAUCUAAUGUAUCUCCAGUCUAUGGCUCCCAGGCAGGACAACCCCCAAGGACACCCCCUGCUCACCGAUCA
This is a messenger RNA of Staurois parvus, 407 nucleotides long. NCBI's taxonomy places the organism in Eukaryota, Metazoa, Chordata, Amphibia, Anura, Ranidae. The record is from the annotation of a GenBank genome assembly.